CAGCAAAAUGGCGGAAGGUGGUGGUGAUGAACCUGCUUGUCAGCCACUGCCUGAGGCUGGAGGAUACGAUUAUACAUACGUUGAGGACCCUCCAGAAAACCUAACGUGUCCAAUCUGCAUCCUGCCUUGUAAAGAGCCACAAAUAAUCGAUUGCUGUGGAGCUAAAAAAUUCUGUCUAACCUGUAUUGACAGAGAACGACUAGCUGGGAAGCCCUGUCCUUUAUGUAGGAAAGAAAAGUUCCAGACGUUGAUAGACAGAGAACACGAGAGGAAGAUAUUGGCACUCAAAGUUUAUUGCAAUCAAAAAGAAAGGGAGGGAGGCUGUCAAUGGAUUGGAGAGGUCCGCCAUAUUGAGGAUCAUCUUGAGAAGGAUUGCCAAUACGUUCUUGAGGAAUGUAAAUGGGAGUGUGGGCGGAAAUAUGCACGUAAAGAUAUAGGGUUUCACCAAGAAGAUGAGUGUCGCAAUCGACCCUGGAAACUUGUUCUGUUGAAAAAAGUUGAAGCCCUUGAGAGACUAUGUGAAGCUCAGAGAGGAUCGCUCAAAGAAAAGGAUCGAAUCAUUAAAGAAAUGAAAGAGAAAAUGGAUGGGGACAGGAAGGAAAUGGAGGCAAAGAUGGCUGAUGGUAUAAAAGAAUUAGAGACAAAAAUUGAGACAAAAAUGGUUAACAAUACAAAAGAACUGGAGGAGAGAAUUGCCAUGAAUCAGGAACAAAUUGAAGAAGGUAAUAAUAUAGCUGUACAGAACAAACAAGAAAUGGAAGAAAAAAUAAACGAAAUGGAGCAAACGAUAAGGCAAAAUGAUGAAGGAUCCAGAGCUGAAAUUGCAGCUGUUAAGGGAGGACUGGAGAAUCUACACAAAACAAUCGAAGAAGAGAAAGGAGAAGUGGAAAGGAAAUUAGUCAAAGCUAAGGAGGAGAUUAAUAGAGAAACAACUCGUCAGCUUAAUGUAAGGAUAGAGGAACUGAAGCUAGAAGUUGAGAAGAAGUUUAAAGCUGAACUGAAGCAGCAGGAGAAUAAUAAGAUAAAACCACUAGAAGAACAUAGGACAAAAAUGGAUAAGGAAAUUACUGCAGCUGGGAAAACAGUUGGAGAUUUGGCUGUAAGAUUUCAAACGCUACAAGACGGACUGAAGAAGAUGGACACUAGGAUUCAAAGAGAAGCCAUUGAUAGAAUUAAUAUUAUUGACAGACAAUUUGAGGCCAUGCGUAAGAUGUCUUCAGGUUUCAAGAUACCAGAGUGGCAGCGUCCCCUCCCCCUCACCUCUUUCUCCAAUAUCCCCCCGUGUCAGUUCACUAUGAUGAACUUCACUUACCACAAGAAGCAAGGGAAGGCUUGGUAUAGUCCUCCAUUCUACAGUGAGCCUGGUGGCUACAAGUUUUGCCUGCGUAUCGAUCCAAACGGAAUGCUCGAAGGAAAAGAGUCUCAUCUCUCAGUUUGGGUUUACGUCAUGAGGGGGCG
This is a messenger RNA of Amphimedon queenslandica, 1458 nucleotides long. Its product is annotated as TNF receptor-associated factor 3-like. The transcript is spliced from 2 exons. The annotation marks the transcript as partial. Lineage: Eukaryota; Metazoa; Porifera; Demospongiae; Haplosclerida; Niphatidae. Gene Ontology annotation, molecular function: zinc ion binding; protein binding. The record is from RefSeq and is a predicted model, not a curated record.